Molecule: messenger RNA, 1629 nt
Organism: Mauremys reevesii (Reeves's turtle)
Lineage: Eukaryota; Metazoa; Chordata; Testudines; Geoemydidae
Gene: KCNJ6
Product: potassium inwardly rectifying channel subfamily J member 6
Exons: 4
Coding region: 283-1554 (423 amino acids)
Biological process (GO): potassium ion import across plasma membrane; regulation of monoatomic ion transmembrane transport
Cellular component (GO): plasma membrane
Molecular function (GO): G-protein activated inward rectifier potassium channel activity
Source: RefSeq, a predicted model, not a curated record
UUUAACUCUGUCCUAGCAACACGGAGCGAAUUGGACUUGAAUACGGCACCUGGCUGUGUAUGUGGGGAAGCCAAGCUGGAUCAAGAGGUGGGCGAGCAGCGGGGAGGAUGGAGGCGCGAGAGAGCAGCUUAGGGUCGAGGUAAAACUGAGCAUCAUCUUAUUUUUUUUAAUCCAUCACUGAGUGAAGAAUCAGCCAACAACAUCCUGCUCCGUUCCAAAAAGAAAAUCAUGAUUGAAUGAAAACAACCUGCCACAAACAGGAGAAGCACAAAAGAGAAAGAGAUGGCCAAAUUGACAGAGUCGAUGACUAAUGUACUUGAAGAAGACUCAAUGGAGCAGGACGUGGAGAGCCCUGUCACGAUUCAGCAGCCAAAGUUGCCCAAACAAGCUAGAGAGGAUCUUCCAAAACACAUAAGCAAAGUAUGUACCAAGAGAAAAAUUCAGAGGUAUGUUAGGAAAGAUGGGAAAUGCAACGUACACCAUGGGAACGUGAGAGAGACUUAUCGUUAUCUGAGUGAUAUCUUCACUACCUUAGUCGACCUCAAAUGGAGGUUCAACCUUUUGAUUUUUGUCAUGGUUUACACUGUGACGUGGCUCUUCUUUGGAAUGAUCUGGUGGCUAAUUGCUUACAUCCGAGGUGAUAUGGAACAUAUAGGAGACAAUACGUGGACCCCAUGUGUCAGUAACCUCAAUGGGUUUGUCUCGGCCUUUUUAUUCUCAAUAGAGACAGAAACCACCAUCGGGUAUGGUUACCGGGUCAUCACGGACAAAUGUCCCGAGGGAAUUAUUCUGCUUUUAGUUCAGUCUGUUUUAGGUUCUAUUGUCAAUGCUUUUAUGGUUGGUUGCAUGUUUGUGAAAAUAUCCCAGCCCAAGAAGAGGGCAGAAACCCUGGUUUUUUCUACCAACGCAGUCAUUUCCAUGCGGGAUGGGAAGCUGUGCCUGAUGUUCCGAGUAGGGGACCUUAGGAAUUCACACAUUGUGGAGGCAUCAAUACGAGCCAAGUUGAUCAAAUCUAAACAGACAAAGGAGGGGGAAUUUAUACCACUCAACCAGACAGAUCUCAACGUAGGUUAUUACACAGGGGAUGAUCGUCUCUUUUUGGUUUCACCACUGAUCAUCAGCCAUGAAAUUAACCAGCAGAGUCCUUUCUGGGAGAUUUCCAAAGACCAAUUGCCCAAAGAGGAACUAGAAAUUGUUGUAAUUCUAGAAGGCAUGGUGGAGGCAACAGGAAUGACAUGCCAAGCGCGAAGUUCUUAUGUAACCAGUGAGAUCCUGUGGGGUCAUCGUUUUACACCUGUCCUCACGCUGGAGGAUGGAUUUUAUGAAGUUGACUACAACAGCUUUCAUGAAACAUAUGAGACCAACACACCGUCUUACAGUGCCAAAGAACUGGCAGAGAUGGCCAGCCGAGCAGAACUGCCCCUGACUUGGUCUGUGUCCAGCAAACUAAACCAGCAUGCUGACCUGGAAACUGAAGAGAGGGGAAAGAACCACGAAGACCAAACCGAAAGGAAUGGUGACGUGGCAAACUUAGAGAAUGAAUCCAAAGUUUGAACCAGCAGAGGUUCACCACACAACCUCUUUUUUCUUUUUGAUCCUUCCCUUUUUUUAUGAUGAUGACAAGAAAAG